Molecule: messenger RNA, 240 nt
Organism: Aspergillus neoniger CBS 115656
Lineage: Eukaryota; Fungi; Ascomycota; Eurotiomycetes; Eurotiales; Aspergillaceae
Exons: 2
Source: RefSeq, a predicted model, not a curated record
UGGUAUGUAGCCUCUGCUGCUGGUCAGAGGAGACUUAGUGAAAAGGAAAAGUUCAUGGUGAGAACUACUAAUACAUUUGCUGAGAGGUUUAUUUAUAGGUUUAAGAAAGCUAUAAUAAGUAAUAUUCCGGUCGAAGACCGGAGUGAGAUAUAUUCUUGGAUUAAGAAGAUCCUACCGGCGGAUAAAAUUAUUGAAGAUAUUAAAAAGCAGAAGUUCAACUUUAUUAGAGAUGAUUUUUGA